UGUGCGUGCUAUCACGUACCUAGUACUUUGGUACUACGUAAAUGUGGAUACGUACAUGUGCAUGCGCAAGUACACACAUAGAAGUACGGUACCGCACGUGUAUGUUAUCUUAGCUUAGCUUACACUUCGAGUCUGUCUACCUAAAAUUCAUGGCAUCCAGGCCAGGCCUAAUACUGGUCGGUAUGUAAUGGGACCAAGCUAUGUCGUCUCCUAGCUCUGAUGAUGUAGCAGAUGAGCUGCAAGUUAUAGAAUCUAUUUUCUGCCAAAGCGGAGAAUUCGUGCUCCAUGAUUUCAACGCAUUGACCGGGUCAUCUCGAUACACCAUUGCCGUUUCAGAUGUCCCCGGUAAUUCUCUGUCUCCCCUCGUUGGCUCGACCCUUGCCAUCACAUUCACAACCACACAAUGCUACCCACAAUCCUUGCCGGUUAUCAGCUUGACCUCUGACCUCCUUACCAGGAAAGCCACUGAUAGCAUGACGAGCGACCUUGUUGAAUAUGCUAAUGAGCACCUGCGUGGUGAACCAAUGACAUUGGAGAUAGUGGAAUGGGUGAGGCUUCAUUUCAAGGAGUAUGCAAAUGAGGACCAAACUCUGAACCAACCACACGUUGUAUCUGAUAGGCAAGGGGGGCUUAAGGUUUCUCUACUGCGACUGGAUCACAUGCGAGCUAAGGCGCGCUACGUCAAGACAAUAACAAGCUGGUGUGCAGAGCUGGGCAUCAUGGGAAGAAUUUUCUUUGUUGAGAAGCUCAUCUUGAUCCUUCUUGAAGGUCAUCAGGACAACGUCAAGGACUUUAUUCUUCGACUGAAAACUCAGAAGGUAGAUGUGGAUUCUAAUGGCAAGGGUUGCAAGGAGAAAAUGAUGAGCGUUUUAAGUGAAAGGCAUGCCGAUGAAGAAAAAAGCAGUUUUUCAUCCUUUGAAGUUGCUGAGCUAGAGAGCAUCCAAUCAUUGAAAAAGACUUUUGAUGCUGUGAAUCUAAGAGAGCUUUUUGAAGAACAUAUACAACCACUGUGUAGACAUCCAAUGCAAGGUUCCAUCAGAUGACAAGGUCAUUCACAAGGACGCAUGGAGUAGAUGCACCACCAAAGGUUCAAUGUGGUGACGAGGUUAUUCCCAAGGAUACUGUCCAUUUCCCAGUGCUGUGACCCACUCUCAUUUCCGGCAGAUGACGGAGUCAUUCACAAGGACGCAUGUUUAGCUACUGAGUAGAUACACCGCCAAAGAUCCAAGCAGUGUUGAGGUCAUUCAUAAGGUCACCAUCAAUUUCCAGGUGAUGUGUCCCACUCUGAUUUCCGGCAGAUGACAGGGUCAUUCGCAAGGACUCAUGUUUAGCUAUGGAGUAGAUGCACCACCUAAGGCUCCAAGCGGUGACAAGGUCAUUCCCAAGGACACUGUCCAUUUCCAGGUGCUGUGUCCAUCUCUUUAUUUCUGGCAGAUGACAAGGUCAUUCACAAGGAUGCAUGUUUAGCUACUGAGUAGAUGCACCACCAAACGUUCCAAGCAGUGAUGAGGUCAUUCAUAAGGUCAUUCAUAAGGUCACCAUCAAUUUCCAGGUGAUGUGUCCCACUCUGAUUUCCGGCAGAUGACAGGGUCAUUCGCAAGGACGCAUGUUUAGCUAUGGAGUAGAUGCACCACUAAAGGCUCCAAGCGGUGACAAGGUCAUUCCCAAGGACACUGUCCAUUUCCAGGUGCUGUGUCCAUCUCUGAUUUCCGGCAGAUGACAAGGUCAUUCACAAGGAUGCAUGUUUAGCUACUGAGUAGAUGCACCACCAAACGUUCCAAGCAGUGAUGAGGUAAUUCACAAGGUCACCAUCCAUUUCCAGGUGCUGUGUCCCACUCUGAUUUCCAGCAGAUGACAAGGUCAUUCACAAGAAUGCAUGUUUAGCUACUAAGUAGAUGAACCACCAGAUAUGGUACCCUGUCUUUAAAGGAGGUUUUGAGUACUUGUCAUCGUAUUGCUUUGUGAAUGUUACUAUCUUAUUGAACAUAUUGUAAAUGGUAAACUAUGUACUUCAUGAAAAGAACUGUUUAUUACAAGGGUUUGUAGUCAUGGAAUCGAAUAGAGGUGACUCCAUUUGAAAGUCGCAAACUUCAUCAAAAGUUGACUGAGGUUAAUAAACAAUUUCUUGUCUUUUUAGUUUGUGACAGUAUUUCAAAAGCAGUACUUUCCAUCCAUUCCUAGCUAGCAGCCCUUCCAUAUCAAAUUUAAACAGGGAAUGCUGCAAUUUUUAAUUACCAUGUUUGCUCAAAUUUCUCUGUAUCAACUUUUUGUUAAUCUUUCAUCUCAGUUGAGGUGUUGCGCGGUACAUUCAUUCAUUCACUUGACUCUCAAUCAAAGGGUUGAGGUUUGAAUCUUACCCAGCACCAACGUCCUUUGGAAAGACAUUAAUCCAUGUUUGCCACUCUCCACCCAGGUGUAAAUGGGAACCUGGUAAUGGCUCAGUAAGGAAAAUUAUAUGGACUCAAGGAAGCACAACAUUAAAGGUGAUGAUGCUUCUCUGGGUAAACAAUAAUAUUAUUAUUGUUAAGAUUAAUUUAUUUCUGAAUAUUUAUUAAAAUAUAAAGAAAAACA
Strongylocentrotus purpuratus (purple sea urchin) is the source of this 2571-nucleotide messenger RNA. RefSeq names its product RWD domain-containing protein 3-like. The record is from RefSeq and is a predicted model, not a curated record. The transcript has 6 exons. Lineage: Eukaryota; Metazoa; Echinodermata; Echinoidea; Camarodonta; Strongylocentrotidae. Gene Ontology annotation, biological process: positive regulation of hypoxia-inducible factor-1alpha signaling pathway; positive regulation of protein sumoylation. Gene Ontology annotation, molecular function: protein binding. Bases 201 to 1043 code for a protein of 280 amino acids.